ACUGUUGGCGCUAUAGUUGCGACUUGCGUUACUAUUCAAUAGACAGGUCUCCUGAUGUCUUUGAAAUCUCUUGUUUCUCCUUAUUUAAGUGAACCAUAUCAUAAACAUAAAAAUAACCUCUGUAGAACUUAAUGUUGGUUGGCUAAUUUUGGUAGUUUUUGAGACCUUAAUAUUCGGUCACAGUUUCUGUUCCCAAACUUACAUAAUUAGACCUUUAUAAAGUUAGUGUCUACCUUAUAAAAUAUUGGCCUGAAAUUAACAAGAUCUGAACACUUUGGAUAUGCAUUUUGGCGACCUGGUUGUGAACUUGUUUGCCAUUUUAAAUUCGAUUAUUCCUGGGUCACUAUUCUCUUUGGUUAUAGGCAAAUCACAACCUGUUUUAUCAACAGUUGCUUUGAUAGUCAUUAAAGUCUCAGAUAUCGUUCCAAACCGUCAGCACAGGAAGUUAGGUGGUUAGGUGACACUGAGUUUCCAUAUUACCAUACUCAGACCGCUAAUAAGCCUUUAGAAAUGAAUUCAUGUUGAAAGUUUUGGAAUUUUUCGCUACUCAAAAGUACCUAAUGACAGACACAAAACUAGUAAAAUCUCUAAAAGGUCAGUGCAAGACUUCUUGGUCCUUAAAAUCUCUAAUAGAUAUUUUUGUACUAUACUUUUGUGUUGUGUUACAGCUUGUUUUAGCUGUUCCUUCACUACAUAAAGGAAAUUGUCGUUUAAGUUCUGAAGGUAGGGGUUCCAGAUAAUAUACAUCGAUUGUCUACAGAUGGGGUUGGUUCUUUGUGGCGAACUCUAUUCAUUGUCAGCCUACUCCUCAAUUUUAGUUCCCUACCACAUUACUGGUUUCGGGCUUACUAACUUUCUUUAUUUCUAAAAAGCAAGAGAAAGGAGGUCAUGUGGAGCUAACUAUCAAGUUAUUUGAAUGUAAUAAUCGAACCACUCCAGGCUCUCAAUCGUGAUAGGGAAAUUCGAUUUCAUCCAACUACAAGAUUUAAAAUUCUUGGUGCCUUUUACGCACCGUCCUUUAAAAUUUUUCCAGUAGUUGGCCACCUCCACUUUUACAAGUGCUAGCGGCUUGUUUGCAGUACUUUACCCCUUGACAGCGUCGUGUUUUCACAUAUAAAUCGCUUAAUAUUAUUCACCUCAAUUGAUAACCCAUGGGUUACUGUGGUUUAUCUCAAUGAGUGGUAAAACAUCUACCAGUAUGUAUUUGUCCCCGUCUUGGUCAACAAUCUACAUCGUGACGGAUCAUAGGGGUUGUUUGACGUUUGGCAAAUGAAUUAUUCCACUAUUUCAUCCAGGUCAUUAUGAAGCUCUUUGAUAUUCCCAUCAUUUCGUGUCACUUUCGAAUGCCACCAUAUUCCAUAUAUAUCGUAAAAAGUUAUAGUAUUAUUAAUAUCUACUACAGCCCGUCAACAUGUUCCUAAUGUUAAGAUUAUAUCAAACCGAGCAGCAGUGGUACUGAAUGAAUCAUGUGGAAAUAGAUUUGUUUACGUGUUGUAUGUGGGUUGAACAGAAUAAUUUUUUCAGAACGGGUUUUUUGAUCCAUAAGGGAUAAGUUAGAGUUUCUCACAACUAGAAUCGUUACUAUCAGACGAUCAUUGAGAACUUUAUUCGCCUCAUUACUUGAAGAUGUAAAUAGUUAAGCCAACAAACAGUUUAGAUUGUAAGCGAUAUGUGCUUGGUUAGUGUGUCGAUUUCAUAAGACAGUCACUCGUUAAGACUUAAGUACGGGUGAUUUCUAAUAAAAAUGACCUGCCACCAACCUACAUGCUCUAGAGCUUCAUCGAAAUUCACUAUCAUAAAUUUCUUGAAAUCUAGUUCAUUAUCACAUGAAGAUAGUCAACUAAGAGUUCACCACACCAAUUAUCUUAUAUAUGUGAGUUGAUUAAAUAAUUGAACUCUAAUUGUUUAUUUAACGAACUUGUAGUAUAAGACCAAAAAUGGACUUAAGUGACUGGGAUGGUUGUUUUCCGAAGUGUAGCCACUUACGAACCUGUUAUUUCAAUGAAUUUCUUGCCUGAUUCAGUGGUUUAACAUUUACGUACCAACCUUCUUUUACUCCUUUUACCUGUCGUGGAGAAGCAUAGGCCGCCGACCCGAAUUCUCCAACCCAUUUUUUCCUGGGCUCUCCUUUCCAGCUGUUGCUAAGUGUGACUCAUUCUUUUGAUAUCUGCCUCCAAUUUCUGGCUCAAUGUGUUUUUUAGCGUGCUUCUUUUUCCUUUGGCUUAAAGAUUGCAAGGUAGGACUGGCUUUGUGAUGGAGUUUGAUGAUUUCCGCAAUGUUUGUCCUAUCCAUUUCAGGUGUCUUUUCCUAAUUUUGUGUUCAGAUGGAAGCUGGCUUGUUCUCUGCCACAGUAGAUUGUUGUUGGUGUUAUAUUCGGCCAUCGAAUCCGAAGUAUCUUGCGUACACAAUUAUUUAUAAAUACAUGUACAUUUUUGGUGAUGGUUGUAGCUCCAUACGGUAGAGCUGUUUUGACGCCACCAGUUUAAUAGCAUGCGUAUAUGUAGUUAAGAGAAUAAACAAGGUAAUUUGUGUACUUAUGCAUACUAGGGUCUUAGUGGUUUUUGGAACUGAAAUUUGGAUGAAACAUUUAUAUAUUGAAUGCAACUGUGUUGUUGACAUAUGUACCGUUGAAAUAUAUCUUUUAAGAAAUAUGAUCUUUGCAGUAAUGUCAAUUUAGUUAUUUUUUCAGGAUCCAAUAUGUGCAGUAAUAUUUCUUAAUAAUCCUAUCACUAUAUGUUGAAUUUGUUGACAGUGUACUUUUUCUAGGCUAUGAUUAGUCAGUUUGACGAUUGCCAAGUGAUUUAGUUUCCUUAAAGAAGUUGCUAGUGGGUAAUCGUGACGAAAGCUACUACGUUAGUAUUCUGUGGAUUUCUAUUAAAAGGAUUAAAACUUAAGCUAAGGAUUACAGUUACUGUUUUAGAGUAAAUGGUGAAUUUUUCUCUAAAUCUAUUACAAGCUUUUAAAUUCACUGAUAUUGAUAUUCCCUAAUCCAAUGUCUAUGAGAAAAUUUACGUGGGUACCUUCACGCUAAUCACAGUAUUAUCCAUUAAUUUUUUUUAUCAGAAUUCCAUAGGUGUUUCUACUGUAUAUUAUUGAAACUAUUCAUAUUUGAUGGUACUCUAUAGAUCCAGUUUUAUUUCAAGGUAUAUGUAUAGCACUCAAUAUACUUUGAAAAUAUAGAAGUAACUACCAACCUAAUGUACAUUUUCGUCUCUAUAGUAUGCACUUCCAGUUUCAUCACUUUAUUUCAUGCUAUUUCAUCACUCUUAUAUGCUUCAUUGAUGUACCUUAGCCUUUUCAAGAGAUACGUUUUCGCUCGGUUUUGUAAAGAUUUGGUAUAUUGUUUUCGUUUUAGCGUUAGAUCUAAUCCCCGUAGACAUUCAAAUGGAAUGCUUCGGGUCUGUCUAUCAUAUCUGUUCAUAAAUGGGAUCAAGCUUUUCGAGUCUGAACAAGUCUUGGGGAUGCACAAGUCUUGGAACUUCUGGUAACAGAAGUAAUCGAAAGGAAUUGAGUGGAUUUUGCCAUUGUCCUAAAAAUUGUCCAUCUAGCUAUGUGUUACCUAGCGCUUUACAAACGAAAACUAAUCCACUGCCAAUUGAUGAAUUAUCGACUUCUAUCGUAACAAGCCCAACUGUGAUUAGUACAUACAGUUGUACAUGUAAAAACUCUUUAGCACAUCAAAUAAACUUUGAUACACGUGCUUCUAAUGUAGACAGUAGUUAUCAGUUAUGUGGUGUUAAUUCUGAAGCAUUUAUACCUACAGAUUCAAAUAUUUCCAUCAGAGUUUCGAUCCCACAUUCUGAUUUUAAUCAAGAACAACUCUACAACGGUCAAACACAAUGUAUUGGUAGUGUUGAAAAGUCCGUUGACAUUGAUACAAUUAAAAAAGACUGUAUAUUUACAGAUCCUUUAAUAUUGACUGAUUGUGCAAUUGAGCAAUUCCGAAACCUUAUAUCUUCUUGGUCAUGUAAUGAUUUAUGUUGUCUUUACUUGGAAUAUGAAGCAGUAUAUGAGCUCCAACUUUUAUGGAAAGAAGCAAUUAAAACUCGAUUGAGAGCUCCUACUCUUAAGGAUGAUCUCUGGUCUUUAGCUCAACAUGGUUGGUGUUCUAAUACGUACCUUAUUCGCAAUGGCUCUACUCAUGAGGCUCAUUCGUAUUUACUAGCCUCACGGUUAAGGAAUUUCGAUGAAUUGCUUACUUCAUUGAAUCGUGGGAAAUUUCAUAGAUUUCCAAACAAGUCGACAACUGAUCAUACUAAUAUAAUGAGUAUCACUUCUACCAGUACCAUCACUAAUACCAGUACUACUAUUCUGACUAAUAAAGCUUCAAUUAAUUCACUUCCUACAUCCGACAGACUUGUUGAUCAGUCAUCCGAUUUUCAUUCUGAAAAAUGUCCUGAUUUACUAUCCAGUUCACGUUUAAAACUACAAGAUACUUCAUAUAAAAUGAAUACUGAAACUCAUCAACAACAACAUCAUCAUGAUCCGAUAAAAUUACCUAGUGUUAGUAUUCUCGAUCCUAAUAAUUUAAAAAUUAACCCUCAUGAUGUAUCGAAUUCAUCUAAAAUGUUUCUAACCAAUUUUCUAUGUCAAUUAUACGCGGGAAAUGAUCCACAACAAUUACUUUCUAAACCGGAUCUAUUGUACCAACCAGAAAUUAAUGAUAAAACAAAAAAUACAUAUAAUACUAGUAGUAAUUUAUCGAAAUUAUAUAAUUUUCUAAAAUAUUCACAUCAACAUAAAUGCUUACUCUCUAACGACUGUGAAUUAAUCUUCACAUGUCCACCUAUACCCAAUUUAAAAUCGAUUACAUUGCCAUGUCAUGCAGGCAUAUUAGCUUGUCGUUCACAAUUUCUACGUCGUAUUUUAUUAAAGCGUUGUAAAUCCAACACUCUCACUGUCGCUACUAAUACUACUAUUACCACUACGAGUAAUACUCAAAAUUCUACACAUAAAAUAAUUUUAGAUGGUAAAAUAAUACCAGGACAUUUUGCUACUGUGAUUUUACACUUUUUCUACUGUGAUUAUCUUAAUUUAAAUGAAAUAUCAAAUUUAUUAUUAGUUUUUAAUCAACAGACAUUAUUAAAUAAAUUACAUUUUAAUUGGCACACUGAACAUAGUCAGUUGAAUAAAACUACUACUAAUAAUAAUAAUAAUUAUAAUGACAAUUAUAUGUGUUGUAAGUCAUUUGUUGAAGAGGAUCACUCAUCGUCAACAUCAACAACAAUACCAGCAUCCAAAUGUACACAUGCAUAUUCUUCAAGUCAUUGUACAGCAUCUGAUUCAGGAUCAUUUUUCACAUCAAUUCAGUUUUUAAUGAAUACCUCCGAAUUUAAUGUGAAACAAUUUUGUCUAAGAUGUCCAUUUUGUCUAACACAUCUAAUUCAACUUUAUCCGGUUGGAGCGAUUUUAGAAUUUCAUAAACUUUCAGAAGUAUGUGAAGAUUUGUUAGCAGAAGCUCUGAGUUUACCAUCAAUUGGUUUUGAAAACUGUGAAAACAAUACCUGGAAAAGUUUGUCUACUACUACAAAGAGACAACAAGAUAUUUCUUCUUCUGUGAAAAUGAGUUCAAUUAGUUUAGCUGUUGGUUUACUAAGAUGGAUCAAUGAAAAAUCACCAUUUACAUCAUCGUCUUUGCCGGAACCAUUUUUGAAUACUCAAUUUUCACGACGUAAUAAUAAUACUUCAUGCUCUCCAACCGUUAGUCAGCAAUCAAAACCCAACGAAGAUUCUUCAUCUCCUUUGGAUAAUCAAUACAUUUUCAAAUCGAAUGAUAAUAAUUCUCAUGUUUCUUCUCCUUAUAAUGGGACAUCUCUUGGUUUUGUAUAUCGUCAUGCUAUACAAUGUUUACGGCAAAAUUUCACUUCAUUAGUUCGUUCACCAUCUAUUUUACAGCGGCUAUCACCUCAACAGCUUUAUGAAUUGCUCGAUUCUAGUCUUGUUCAAGCACCUGAAUCUGAAAUCCUAGCUGGUCUAUUAUGUUGGGGUGAACUUCAACUCAAACUAAAACAAAAAAAUACAUGUUCCGGCGUUCAAUCUUCAAAUGUAUACCCUAGUAGAGAUAAUGAAACGAAUAUUCAACCAGAUAAAAUAUUAGAUAAUGUAUCUAUUGAAUAUCAGUCAAUUUUGACAUCAAUUAUUGAUAAUCCAUCUGUUAUAAACUGUAGUCUAUCCGGUAAUGAUACAUCAUCAUCAAUAACAGUUACUGAAGAAAAUGAUCUUUCCUAUUUUAAUCAUUGGUUAUUACUAUGCAGUGGUUGGAAUAAUGUAGAAAACAGUAUGAAAAGGCCAACAUCAAAUAUUGAUUGUGCAUUACGUUUACCAUCUUGUCAUUUAUGUCAUGGUACUUCUACUUCUACCACUACUACUACUAAUAAUACUACCAUGAAUAAUAAUGCUAACAAUAAGUCUGUUUCAAGUGAAUCUUUUAUUCUCAAUCAUAAUCUUGAUAAAAUGAUAACAUAUACACAAUUAAUUGACUUAGUAUCAAUUGUAAAUUUAUUAAAUGAAUACAAUUUAUUGGAUUGUAUUCGACCAGCUCAUCUACUUAGUCCUAUGCCUAACGAAUUAGCAAGUGUUCUAUUACGUUAUUACUGUGAUAACUACCAACAUCUUAAUGCACAUAAUUCACCUACUGUUGUUUUAAAUUCCGUGAAAACUCUUCAUAAUUUUGGCUGUUGUCAGAAUAAAGAUUUCUUCAAUUCACCAUGGAAUUCACUUAUUCACUUGAUAAAGUCUUCCCAAUCUAUUUGUUCAGAGAGACAAUUCACUUUUGAAAAAGUUUUAUCCAAUCCUUGGAGUAGUCUAUCACCUGCACAAUUCUCAGAAAAAUACCAUUGGGCUAGCCUUUUAUUCACUGAUGAUAAUGAUGGUCUAUCAGCCGGUCAUAAACUUAAUUCCACUAAUAUUAAUAUUGAUGAUGACUGCGUUUGUUGUUGGAAUAAACAACAUCUUAUAGAGAAUUCAUCAUUGAUCACCGCCACUGGGGCUUCUGUUGUUCGGAAAUCAUUAUCGGAUAAUUCUAAUGUAUGGUUAAAUUAUACAAAUCGAAUGAAAUCACAGUUGAAAUUUCUGCAUCUUCCACCUAGAUUAUAUUAUCCAUUUUUAAAUGAAGUUCGAAUGCUUUUUAUUCAGAAGCAUGCUGUACAUCAUCAAAGGUUACAUAUAAUGAACAAUAAUAAUAAUAAUGUUGAUAAUUUCCAUUCACAAUCUCAAUCUUCCGAGUGUACAUGUUGGGAGUUUUUAUUAUCGCGUAAAUUUGAUCAAUCAUGUAAUUUAACAAAUUUCUCACCGAAUACAACUAAACGCAUUCAUCAAUCAUCUUUCAAUAAAUAUCAUAACAAAUCUUUUAAUUUAAAUCAUCAACAGACAUAUACUACUGAUAUCACUAGAGAUUAUUCACAAGAUUUCUCAUCAGAAUGUGAUUUAAGCUUUCCAGAUUUGGCUAAAAAACGUUUCGGUUCAAAAUCAAUUGAAAAUAAUGAUCAUAAUAAUGUUAAUAGUCACUUUUUCAUGAAUAAAAAGUUCACAAUAUGUUGUGAUUAUAAAUGUCGUGACUUUGCUUAUUGUUUACUACCGUCAAGUCAAUGGACCAGUAUUAUCGAUUAUUACAUGAGAUUAGUUCGUGAGUUCAUGGAUGAUCCCAUAAGUCAUCAUCCAUGUACAAACAACAAAUAUAUUCAUCAUAUUCUACGUUUACGCUCCUUAUGGAAAUACGGUUUACCGGAUUCAUUGGAAAGUUUACUUAUUUGUAGAAUCAAUGAGUAUAUGUUUAUGUUACAACAACCACCACCCUCAACGAAACAACAAUGUUACAUAACAGACUGUUGUAAUCCUAUGAGAAAUAUCAACACAUUGAUAAUCAAAAAGAAUAAUUCAUUUGUUUCAACAACAACCAUCACUAUUACUACUACUUCAACAGCCUCAUCAUCGUCAUCCACAUCUGUAUGUAGUUGUAGUCUACCAGUUAUGAAUAUGACUUAUUGUGAACACCAUACUACGCAACGUUGUACAUUUAAUCCGAGUGAUAUUGGUUGGAAAUCAACAGAAAUCACCGGUGGAUCCACGACCAUUACAACCACAACUACAUCUCGAUCAUUAUAUUCAUUAUCUUCUAAUAAUUUAUAUAACAGUAAUGGUAUUAGAAAUAAUACUAUCAAUAAAUUGACCAGGAAUUCAAAUCAUCAUUACGAUCAUCAUUUAGUAUCGUUAGGUAAAGCAUCACAGUCAUGUUCAAUUUGUGAUGAUCAGGUAAUCUUGUGUUCAGUUCCAAAGAAUCACAAGUCAUUCUCAAACAAGAUUCUAUUCACUAGUAAUGAGCAAUUAUCAAACACACAGUGUCUCGCGCCUUUUUCUUGUAAGCAAUGUCAAAAUCUUAUAAAAUCAGUGGAACCAUACUGUCAUAAUGAUUCUUAUUUUUCUUCAUAUAUUACUAAGCAACAAAAGGCAUGUGCCCAGUGUAUAACUUCACCUAUGAGUAAUACUACUCAUAUCACUGAUUUCAAUAAUUUGUUGCUUCCUACAUAUUUUUCCAAAAAUCAAUUUAAGAAUGGUAUUUAUUCUGAUCCUAAUUAUCUAUUGAAUGAUGGUUUAUUAUUUUCUUCUGUAAAUGAUCGUGCACUGACAAAGAAUAAAUCAAACUAUCACUAUAAUCUGUAUCGUUCUAAUGAUCAACAACACUGCCACCAUCGACAACAAUCGAGACGCCAACAACAUCAAUCAUCAGAUAUAUUCUACUGUCCUUCUAAUGAUCACAAAUUAUCUUCUGAGAUGUUAACAACAAAUUUAUCCAGUCCAUGUUAUAAGAAAGUUUUAUUGAAUGAUAAUGAUGAGGAUAAGAUUGAGAAAAAGCCGAUAUGUUGUCCCUAUGCAUCGUGUUCACAACAAACACUAAUACAACCAUCACCAUCAUUGUCUUCGGCGAUAUCUUUAGUGCAUUUAAAAAAUACUGAUGGUGAUCUUAGGGUUACGUUUAAUCAUAAUGAUAUUAGUAGCAGAAGCAGUCAUGCUGCUGUUACUGAAGAGCAAUAUGCAACCAGGUUAAUGAAAUUAUCCACCAAAAGGUACGAUGAUGAGGAUCGUUUACAUGAUACAGUUUAUUUGCCUUUAUUACUAACAUUACAAGGUAAUGUUAGUGACCAGUAUCAUCAUAAUAUGUCUUCAUCCUUUACAGGGAAAUCAGAUCUAUCUUCAGAUUCUACAAAUUAUUCUUCAUCGUCAUCAUCAUCUUCAACUAGUUUCCCAUCUCCAUUAUCAAGCGCAAGUAAUUAAUUUACAUCAUUGAGACUCUUUACUCUUCUCCAGUUUGAUGAUUCUUGUGUAUGUAGCUAAUGAUGUCCCGGUUCUCGUUCACUUUCUCCUAUAAUAUGUCUGUUAUAAUUCACAGAAAAAGUUUAUUACAAAAACAAUUUAAUUUGUCUCUUGAAAGUUGCUUCCAUACUUUGAUCUUAUUAUAUUAGUGGAAAAAUGAAAAGGAAUUUUAUACAUCAGUAGGCAAAUUUUUUCUAGAAAAAAAAUCCUAAUCCUUAUUUGUAAACAUAAAUUCACAUACGGUUACUUUCUAUACAUUAUUUUCAUCGUGUUUUUUUUGAUAGAUCAUUAUUUAUUAAUGAUUGCUUUCAACACUUAUUCUACUCUACAAUACACAUCAAACAUUUUACCGGCCUGAUUUGUAAUAUUUGUCUAUUAAAUCAAAUGAAUAAACAAUAUUAUACUUGUUCGGUUAUCAUAAUUUUCUAACAUGAUAUCACAUCCAUUUUGUGUGUAAUCAUGAGAGGUAUACCAUUUGUUAACCAAUCAAAACAUUUUAAAUUACAUAAUAUUAUUGACCAAUUAACUUCCAGUUUAAGCAUGUGUUGACCUGAUUGUAUUUCUCUCAUUUUCUAUUGGUUGAAUUUUUUUUAAGGACUGAAUCACUUCAAGAAAUAUAUUAUUAUGAAUAUAUUUUUUUUAGGAAAAUGUUCACAUAUGUGCAAUAAUGGAAUUAAAUAGCAUUUUUAUUUUCUAAAACAUCUAUACAAAAUGAGGUAACAGCAGUUAUUUUCAUUACUGUUUUAAUUUUCAUUUCUUUGUCUAUUGCCCUUUCGCUUUAUGUAACAUCUUCCUAGAAUUGUUGCCUUAUAAAUUACGAUACAAUGAACUUUAUAUGAUAUGUUAUCGAGUUGUUUUGUUUUUCUAAAUAGAUGUUUAGUAGUGAAAAAAAUACAAAGUUGUUUUGCUUAAUAGUUACUAAUAAUCUUAUUAUAUCAUUUAUAUUGCCACGAUCUUCUUUAUGAUAAUUCAGAGUAAAGUACGUUCCUUAAAUUAUUUAUUGGAUGAAGUGUUUCCUAGAUGAUAUGAGUACAUCGUUUUCUUCUUUUUGAUUUAAGAAUUUCUAAGGCAUAAACCUUACAAUCGGUUUCAUCUAUAUGGGUUCACAAAUCCUCCCGAAUCUUGAAAUUCAUUGUGAUUUUAUACUACUUUAAACCCUCAUCUAUUCUUUUCGAACUGUGAUGUUGGGUUUGUUACUAUUAUUACUUUUCUGUCGCUGCGUGGAUUUUAAAAGUGUGACAAUUCUCGAUGUGUAUUUGUGCGAGUUCUUGCGUUUCUUCGUAACUGGGUGCUUGAACACUGAUUACCACGACGUGCAAUGCUAACCGGUGUUCGGGAUGGUUGGAAAAAAGUUACGGGCGGCCAAACCAAAAUGUGACAUCAGUGCGUGAAGACACUAACUUCUAGUCUGAGCCACGUUGGUAGAUGCAGACUACUUGGUUGGGGUCCGCGUGACUAUCGUAAUCAAUGGUUGGAGACUCUUGGUGACAUGGCUCAGAAUCGAUCAUAAUGGCGUCAGUGUAUACACUCUCUGUCUUUCCUCAAACCGUGAGAUUAAAAUCGCUUCAUAUCUUCCUUUCUACGAACUAAUUCUUUCUUCUUGUAUUAUAUCCUUAUAUGCAUUUUUUCUUUUAUAUAUUACAACCAUUGAAUUAUCUAUGAAUUCGUUGUUCAUCUCGUUGUGCUAAUAAAGUGUGGCAACUUGGACUGAUGCACAUAUGUGCCUGGUCCUACGUUGUAGCUGACUGAC
Messenger RNA from Schistosoma guineensis, 11059 nucleotides. Lineage: Eukaryota; Metazoa; Platyhelminthes; Trematoda; Strigeidida; Schistosomatidae. The record is from the annotation of a GenBank genome assembly.